UUUGAAAUUUUUCUUUAGAAAAGUUAAUUUAUAUACAGUCUUGUAAUUUGAUUGUAUAACCAAAUGGACUUAAUUAUUGAAACUCUUGCGGAUAUCAAUGAUAUCGAAGAUAUCAGAGACCUUUGGGAAGAGGUCUGCGACUAUUGUAACUCAUGUCAGAGAAAAUCAAGUAAUUUAGUGAUCGGUAUUCCCAAAGUUGGAGAUACUGUUCUCUGGCAUCAAAUACUCACCAAAGAGUCCAAUUGUUUUAGUAAAACCAAAGCGUGGAUUCAAUAUCCGCCCAAAGGAUCGGUCAAUUGUCAACAUAACAUCAUUACUGGUAUCGCUGUACUUGAUAUAAAUAAUGACGGAAACGGUGGUAAUGCAGAUAUCAUUGAUGGUGGCAUUGGUCGCAACUUUGCUCGGAUUAAACUCAGGUCAAAGUUCAGAAAAGGCUUAAGUUUUCAGGUUAUUAUUAUUGGA
Oppia nitens is the source of this 462-nucleotide messenger RNA. RefSeq lists its product as uncharacterized. The annotation marks the transcript as partial. The transcript has a single exon. The record is from RefSeq and is a predicted model, not a curated record. NCBI's taxonomy places the organism in Eukaryota, Metazoa, Arthropoda, Arachnida, Sarcoptiformes, Oppiidae.